CGUACCAAAAUAAACUAUUUGCAUCGAUUCCAUAAAUUUUUUAGAUUGCCAAGAAGCUCUCGGUAUGGAAAACGGUGCAAUCCUUGACGGACAAAUUAGCGCCUCUUCUGAAUUGGAUGGCGAUAAUGCAGCCAUCCAGGGAAGACUCUACUUUCAAGCAACUGCAACAAAAGAGGGAGCUUGGUCAGCUGCUCAAAGUGAUCGCAAGCAAUGGCUUCAGAUUGAUCUUGGAAGUCAGUUUACUAAAGUGACACGUAUAGCAACGCAAGGACAAAAUGGCGGUCAUACUCAGUGGGUAAGACGGUACAUGCUUCAGUAUGGUAACGAUGGAGUAAACUUCCACCAAACCACAAAUAAGGAAUUUGAUGGAAACACAGACGAAUACACUGUUGUUUAUCAUGAGUUAAACCCACCAAUCAGGGCACGUUUUAUUCGUUUUCGACCAGUGGCUUGGAAUAAAGCCAUAUCAAUGAGGGUUGAGCUCUAUGGUUGUCAAGAAGAAUGCCAAGAAGCUCUGGGGAUGAGAACCGGCGCAAUCUCUGAUGCACAAAUUACAGCUUCCUCAAUAUGGGAUUCCAGUCAUGAAGCCUUCCAGGGCAGACUUAACUUUCAACCAAUUCCAAUGAAGUCGGGAUCUUGGUCAGCUGGUAGAAAUGAUUUUAAUCCAUGGCUCGAGGUCUUCUUGGGUCCGCUGCUCAAUGUGACAGGCAUAGCAACGCAAGGAAGAAGUGAUCUUGAUCAGUGGGUGACCAGGUACAGGUUAACGUUCCGUGACGAUGGACUGAGCUUUCAGGACUACAGAGAGAAUGGGUCUCACGUCAAGAUUUUUGAUGGAAAUAGAGACCGGAACACUGUUGUCCGUCAUUACCUAAACCCAUCAAACCUGGCCGCACGUUUCAUCCGUUUCCAUCCAGUAGAUUGGUGGGGGCACAUAUCAAUGAGAGUGGAGCUAUACGGGUGUCCUAUAGGUACUGUGCAAGGUAAUGUUUUUCAUUACUAUUUCAAUGAAAACUGUAAAACUGAUAUUCUCAAACUCAUUGAUGAUUCACCAAGUUUAAUCAAAGGAAAAAUCAUGACCGCGGCGGUGUUUGGUUAUCUGAUCUUAAAAGCAUAGAUUUUUACGUACGAUUGAGAAGAUAUAUCGAACUCUCAAGACAGUAUUUGACCACCAUUUCCAAAGAGCUCGGAGUUCGUCAAAAAUACUCCUCUGCGCGUCGUAUUUUCAACUCUCUUCUCGGUGUCUAAAAGUGUGGUCAAAGACGGUAUUGAGUGUUCGAGAUAUUUCUUCAAAUAUAAGUGAAUGAUCUUGUGAGAAUAAGCGGCCAUUUUGUGUUUACAACAGGUGUUUUAGUUUCCAAUCUUCCCGUGAGUAUCACAUCAUUGAUUCCCGUUAUACUCACGGGAAGGUGAGGAACUAAAACACCUGUUGUAAACACAAAAUGGCCGUGGCAUUUAUCAAUCCUACCUUGGCUUCCCGGAUCACCGUUUACUGUUCAUACAUGUAAGUGUGCCGAGAGUUGUCCAAAAGAGUGCCUUUACAAACCUUUCAAGAGGACUCUACAUGAUUAAACCGGCUUCGAGGAAAACAAUGGUCAGUAAUACAAAGAACAUCGAAGUGUGUGACCGUCACGCUCGACACAGAUAAGGAACGUAUAAAGGUUCUUUAUAUACAAACCUACAGCUGGGAGGAAAAGCUGGCAGUUUUAACGCUACCUAGGUUUCAAGGAUCGCUUCAAAGGACCAAAACUAUAAUCUUGAAGCCAGGUAAGAGAUUUACGUGAAUUCAUCGGAGCACUUUACGAAGGCGAGUGUGUUGGCUACUCACUGCAAUAUUUUCAAAAUUUCCUGAACUUUAAGCGG
Messenger RNA from Orbicella faveolata, 1860 nucleotides. RefSeq lists its product as uncharacterized. Gene Ontology annotation, biological process: G protein-coupled receptor signaling pathway; protein phosphorylation. Gene Ontology annotation, molecular function: G protein-coupled receptor activity; protein kinase activity; ATP binding. The record is from RefSeq and is a predicted model, not a curated record. Gene Ontology annotation, cellular component: membrane. NCBI's taxonomy places the organism in Eukaryota, Metazoa, Cnidaria, Anthozoa, Scleractinia, Merulinidae.